Astrephomene gubernaculifera is the source of this 1786-nucleotide messenger RNA. The record is from the annotation of a GenBank genome assembly. Lineage: Eukaryota; Viridiplantae; Chlorophyta; Chlorophyceae; Chlamydomonadales; Astrephomenaceae.
ACCAUUCGCACUUGGUUUACAGCAAGAUACCUAAUUGAAAGCUACCGCUGCUAGACAGGAAGUCAAAGGCUUUGCUUUAUUGCUCACAAGUCAUUUUGCAAACUAACUUUUGUAUACAAUACUACAUAAAUCAGAAGUCUAUUUCGUUGACUUGAACACUCUGUAGAACAUAGGGUUAGAAUGGACGUAGAACCCAUCUUCUGCGCGGAGCAGAUUGUCAUCCCUCACAACCUGGCAGACAUUCUUAAAGCGUACACGAAGGAGGUUAUCCGACGACAACCCAAUGACAUCAUAGCGUUUUCAGCAAAGUACUUUACAAACCUAGCAAACGUAGCCUCAGGCGCAACCAGCACCCCAGCACCCGGCAAAGAGCAGCUACGACAAGUGUACGGCCGUGGCGGCAGCGGUGGCGCAGUCCUCACCGAAUCCCAGGUCAACGGCCUCUGCCAGCAAGCCGGCAUCGCGGACCCAGUCGUCGCCAAAGUCCUGGAGGUCGGCAACUUCGACCCCGCGGCCAUCGACCUGCACAAAUUCGUCUUCCUCAUGCUGGCCAUGAGCUGCGAGGACUUUAACCGCGUGUGCAUGGGCGUGUUCGAUGUUUUCUCGGACAACGGCUCGCUGCCCACGGAGCAAUUCCUGACGUUGAUCAGCUACCUGGGGCCCGACAUGGAUCCGGACGUGACGCCGGCGUUCCUCACGGCCCUCGAAAAUGACCUGGCGGGUCCGCCCACUGUGACCUACAUGGAGAUCUGCGAGGCCCCCACCAUGAAGCCCAAGCUGGGGCUGUCGUAGGAGAGGGCGCGACGCAUGGAGGCUGGGGGGGGGCUGUUGGGAGGCAGGGGUGAGGGAGAGGUGAGGGAGGGGUGAGGGAAGGUGGGAGGAAGGAGGAGGAGGAGGUACUUAGGGGAGGAACUCGAGCGCGGAAGGAGGGGCGGAAGCUGAGGGCGGGGCUACAUAAGGGCAGCCACCCUUAGGCGGCGGUAGGUGCGGAGGGCUGGAGAGCAAUGGCGUCCGUAUGACAAUGAUAUGUCACAGCGGCGCGGUAGAGUGUGUGAUACUGGUGAUCUGGUGUGUUGGGCAAUGCCGGCUGCAUGUUGACGACCUUGGAGCAGGUGCCCAUUUAAGGGCAACAGUGCGAAAGCACAGCUUGUGUGUGGGGGUUAAUAGGGAUACAUAUUCCGCAUUAGGCUGGAUUUAAGGAUUUCGGGGGGGAACGGACGGCGUGAGCUAACCCCAAUUAGGCUGUUAUGACGUGCCUUCCCUUGCCUUCUUGUUUGUGAUCGCUGUAACGGUCAUUCAUUCAUACCUGCUCUCGGGGUUGCUUCCUACUCCCUGUGCUCUUUCUUCUGAUGGGAGGAUGCAAGGGCUGGAUGCGAAGGGCUGGAUGCAAAGCGCUUGAUGCGGGAGUUCGGUCAGUCCUGGGAUCAGUUCGUGAACCAUCCCUCCCUCUCGGUGUGCCCGGAACGUACCGGUACUGGAUGCGUGUAUGCGUGGUGUGUGGAAUCGUGGUGCGUCGAGCACGUUUAUUUGCGCCACGCACUUGGACGUCCUUACGGGCAGCAGCAGGCGUUUACUUCCUCCAUCCACCUAGGUCAUGCGCGUCCGCUUGAUGAUUCGGAACGUUGGGUGUGGUUACAGCCCGUUUGGCGUGUGUGCGCCCGUGGCGUGGUGCUAUAUAGCCGUGGAGGAUUGAUUGUUCACGUGCCGGCGAGAGGUGCUGGGGGCUGGUGUUCCAAGCGUCCUGAAAGCCCAAGGACAUGCAGGCGGGACCAAGAAAUGAGAGGAG